CUAAUGCUACUAUCCACAACAUAACGGUUUUAUUAUAUGGGUUUAAAAUGUUAAUACAAAAGGAAACUGAUGAACAAACGGGCAAAUGGAUUAUAUUUCUUUUAUGGAACAUUAUUCAAUUUUAUUCAUAUCAAUGGAGUCCUGAAUAUCUUUUAAAGGAAAGUGAAGCUGUAGUAUAUGCAGCAUAUCUUAUUCGUUUAAAACUGAUUGGUCAACACCCAAAAACUGACAAAAUUCUUCAUUUCCUAAUAAUGAGAGCACAAAAACCAAUUCAAUUAACUGCUGGUGGAUACUUAAAACUUUCCAUGGAAACCUUUGCCAACAUGAUUAAAAGUGCCAUUUCAGUGUUUACUCUUCUUCGUACAUCAAUCAUGUAA
Molecule: messenger RNA, 377 nt
Organism: Ceratosolen solmsi marchali
Lineage: Eukaryota; Metazoa; Arthropoda; Insecta; Hymenoptera; Agaonidae
Product: odorant receptor 2a-like
Exons: 4
Coding region: 48-377 (109 amino acids)
Biological process (GO): sensory perception of smell; detection of chemical stimulus involved in sensory perception of smell
Cellular component (GO): plasma membrane
Molecular function (GO): olfactory receptor activity; odorant binding
Source: RefSeq, a predicted model, not a curated record